GCUGUGAGUAUAUGUGCAUACUAUAUGUAUAUACAUACAUGGCUAAAGUUUAAGAAUAGAAUCAUACUAUUUGGUUAUCACCUUUAUUUUUAUUUAUUUUAUUAGGUCGUCAGAAAAGUCAUGACACAUUUUUGCAUAGAAAAAUAUGUUAUGGGGGUGUGCAGCUGGCUUCACCUGGAGCUUGAGAAGCUGCACGCGGGUGUCCGGGGUCUGACAAUGGCCAAGAACAAAUUUAGAGGUCAGAUGUCCAGGAAUGUAUUUCACAUAGCCAGCCAAAAAAACUUCAAGGCUAAAAACAAAGCAAAACCAGUUACUACAAAUCUUAAGAAGAUAAACAUUGUGAAUGAUGAAAAAGUUAACAGAGUGAAUAAAGCUUUUGUAAAUAUACAAAAAGAACUGGCACACUUUUCAAGAGGCCUUUCUCUUGAACCUCUACAGAAAGAUCUGGUUCCUCAGUGGCAUCUUGAAAAUGAACCUGUUAAUGUUGAUGAAGCUACAAGAUUAAUGGCUCAGUUGUAACGCAGUGAUGAUAUAUCAAAG
Messenger RNA from Tupaia belangeri chinensis (Chinese tree shrew), 540 nucleotides. RefSeq lists its product as uncharacterized. Gene Ontology annotation, biological process: ribosome biogenesis. The coding region runs from base 121 to 519 and encodes 132 amino acids. The transcript has a single exon. Lineage: Eukaryota; Metazoa; Chordata; Mammalia; Scandentia; Tupaiidae. Gene Ontology annotation, cellular component: nucleolus. The record is from RefSeq and is a predicted model, not a curated record.